GUUGACUAUUUGGUAGUUAUGCAUGCCAAAAAGUUUACAAUAAAUAAACUAAAUGGAUUCUAAACUUUCUAUUAGUUCUGGUCGCUCUCUCUCUGUCUCUCUCUCUCUCUGUCUCUAUUCAUUCUCUCUUUAUUAUCACCUCAGUACCCCUUCAAUCAGGCUUUGCCUGCGCCCCCUCAGUCCUCCCCCUUCUCAGCUAGUUGUGUCAGACACAUUUUUCAGUGUCCAGCAGCAAGUGAUUUUCUCGUUCAUUCGUCCUUUUUUCCUUCCGCUUCUUUCUCUCUUCACGGUGUAACUCUUCAUCCUCUUCUGUGGCAUGUGAUGGCCUCUCUCUUCCACAAUUCAGCUUGCUGGACCAAUUCAUUGAGAUACAAAAAAGGACCAAGAAUUAUUUUUUCUUUGUGAAUAUUUUUGUAUUCAUAUAUUUUUCAAGCCGUUCAGCUACUUACUUUUUAAUACUUGGAUUUUCACCAUUUCUACAUUUUUACUGGUGUGUCUAGACCAGCUUUCUCAUUGUGUGAGUGUGUGUAGCCUGUGGAGAGGAGGGUGAAAGCAUGGACCUUGUUUGGAUAACGGUGUCUCUUUCUCUCUUUUUAAAGUGUGUAGAGUGCGCAGGAACUGCAAAAGAAUGGACAUAUGCAGGUGCAGUGGGACAGGCAGAAUGGGCUGAGUUUUUUCCUGACUGUGGUGGUUCUAGUCAGUCACCCAUAAAUUUGGACAAAUCACAAACACGACAUGACCCAACGCUAAUCCCUGUGCAGCCCCUGGGAUACAACCAGCCUGGUAACAGACCGUUCACCCUCUCCAAUAAUGGCCAUACAGUGCAGAUGACAUUGCCACAUUGGAUGGGCUUGGCUGGGUUGCCAUGGCAUUAUAGUGCUGUACAACUGCACUUGCACUGGGGUAAUGGAGUGGGCAAAGCUACAGGAAGUGAACACACCAUUAAUGGACAGAGCACUUCUGCAGAGCUCCAUAUUGUCCAUUACAAUGCAGAGGUUUAUGCUAAUAUGUCACAAGCUAAGACCCAAGAAAAUGGCCUGGCUGUGUUAGGGAUCCUAAUUGAGGCAGGCGAAGAGAUUAAUCAGGCAUAUGGUAGUAUUCUCAACUAUCUGGGUCGCAUCAGAUAUGCAGGCCAAAAGGUGGCUAUCCCUGCAUUUGAUAUACAGUCACUGCUGCCUGACAACCUCAGCCAAUAUUUCCGCUACAAUGGCUCACUCACUACUCCACCCUGCCACCAGAGUGUCCUCUGGACCAUCUUCAAUGAAAGGGUGAAAAUCUCUCAUUCACAGCUAAUGAAAUUAGAGACAGUGUUGUACUCCAGCAAAGCAGAAGAAGCAGAGCACAUGGUUCUCCAGGAUAACUACCGUGCCACCCAGCCACUUAACCACAGAACUGUCCUGUCCUCUUUCAUUCCUGUCUCAGUUAAAAUUUAUACUGCAGGUGAAAUCACAGCAAUUGUGAUCGGGUCCCUGUGCGGAUGUAUAGGUCUGGCUGUUAUCAUCUACUUCAUUGUGAAAACUAUUCGCUUAACGUCGAGCUGGGAUGUCCUUCCAAGUAUCCGACCUGCUCCUCAGCCCAGAACACAAGAUGUGGCAAAAGAACACAAACAGGAUAUGGCUUUAAAGAUUACUUCUAAUCCAGGAAAACCAGAGGAAGAUACCCCUCAGCCUGAAUCUUGAUUCUUAACCUUCUUAAUACACCCAGUGUGUAUCUUGGCCUUUUUGUCUUGUGAAAGUGCAUGAGAAAAUAUAUACUUUUAACUGUGUCUCCAAGUAUCUUCUUCUCAUUUCUUAGUAAAUGGUCAUUUUAAACCCUUUUUCUUAAUUUGCACCUUUUUCUCUGUUAUAUCAUAGUUCAAGUUAGGGGGUCUGUAUGGCCCUCACAGUGUGCUGUUUUGUGUAGAUACUUUCUCACUUUUGCAUUCUCUUCACCACAGCUGUAUCAGUUAGCCUUUAUUAAAAUGAUCUCUUAUGACUGUGAAUUUCACCUGUACAUACUAUAACUAAAUUUGUAGAUUACUGAAAUUCUAUCAUGAUUGCCCCCUGUGGGAAAUGUUUUGAUUCUACUACUUUAGGCAGAUACAAACUGACUCUUGUAUGUGUUGGAUGACAUGUAAACACUGUGAAUCACUAAAAAGGAUAACCUUUAACCAUUUAAUUAGCACUGAUCAAGUGGGUUAGGACAGCUCACUCUCCCUGAGCAAGUCACAAUAAGCUGGGAAAUUGCAGCAUCAGUAGCAACACUGGCAGGUACUUGGCUCUGAGAUCCUAAUACAAGUGAACAGCAAGUUAAAAUGGCAAGAGGUGACUAUAAUCAUCUUCUAAACUUUCAGUGGGUAUUGAACAUAUAGAAAGUGACCUCAAAUUCCAAUGUACUGUGUUCAUUGAGAGGUUACCACUACGCUCUGUUUCUUUUUAGUUUCUGUUCCUGUUUUCCUUAGUUCCCUAGCUAGUCUCCUAGCUUGUUAGUUCAUCACACCAGUUUUUGUUCUCCCUGAUUACUCCACAUGUAUUUAAGCCCUGAGUUUUCCUUUGUCCCCUGUGUGGUAUUGUCAAUGUCUUAGGGUGUUUUCAGACCUAGUUUGUUUAACCCUUUCAAACGCUCUCAGAGAGUUUCAGCGUGUAUGUGAACAAACCAAGCGAUCUCAGACCCCCCUAAAAGGACCCAAAAGCGAACCGUACUCAGACACCCUCUAGAGGUAGUUCUGAGUAGUUCAUUUGUGGGUCCGUUUGUGGUUCGAUUGCUUCGUGAUAUGUGAAUCGAGGUCCCGCUGUUCCGUUUUUUCUGUCACUGCUGACAACAAGGUCCAUUUGCGAUCGCGUUCCAGGGGGAAUGCUUAAUAUGUCUGUGAUAUAAAAUAAAUAUCGCAUACCUUUGUUACACUUAAUGUAAACUACUAAUGAUCACUAGCAGCAUGUAAUCUUGGUUAAUGUUAAUAUUUACUAACCCAUUACAUUUAUAUUUUAUAUAGCCUAGUAAGUUCCAUAGGUUUUUUGUAUGCAUAGAAAAAGUUGGCAAUAUUCAGCCGCUAUUUUGUUUCAACUUCCAUGUUCUCCAUUCAGUAAAUAAUAAUAAACGUUAUUUUCUUUUAUUAUUUAUAUAUAUAAAACCAUCGCUCAUUUUCUAAAAAAAAAAAAAAAAAAAUCCAGCUGCUCUGUCAGGAGCAAGAGCAGCAAUCUCUCGAGUACCACACCCGAGGAUUCCUACAGCUGGCAUUCUAAACAGAUUUUCCAGACCGCUGCCUGAUUGUCUUUUAUUAUGCCAUCUUGAAUGUGGAAACUUAAGCAUGCCUGCCCGGUGUCAGUCCUUGGAGGAAUUUCGCUGUGUUUGUGGAGUGGGUUCUGGUGAAUGAUGGAUCUCCGUUCACCAUCGCCCUACUGCACGGACAUGACGCCAGAGCCCACCGCAGACAGAGAGUUUGAGUGUGCUGCGAUGCAUGAGUCAGCACCUAUAAAGAGAACUGAGCCAAACAUUGCCCCGGAGCCCGAGAGUCACGAAAUGUCUGAACAGGUGUGUGAGCCGGUAUUCUGUCAAAUAAUGCUAUCAAAUAGAUUGUGCUACAAACACUAUAUUUACAUAUUUUUAAGGGUAGGGGUAGGUAUGGAUGUUAAUAAAGCCUCAAACCACAAGAAUAUGAUGCUGGUAGCACAAUCUGAUGGGUAGGCAUUGUUUGCUAUUGAAUAUUCGCUAUCCCAUUAAAGCAGUGGGUAGCACAAUCUGAGUAGUAGCACAAAUCGUCAGAACAGCCUGCAACAUCAUGUGCUGCCGCAGGAGUAUUAGUGGUGUGUCACAGAAUGGAGGAAGGCCCUGCCCACACUCCCACCACUGAGGGUGAGCUGAAGUUGGCUUCAGUAAUAUAUUUUGUAAUGGAAGAGGAUGUGUUCCUAGAUCUCUCGCCCCUGCUGGUUCCGCCCAGCUCGCUUGGCUCCACCAGAGACCAUCAUCUUUAUGGCUCCAACAGGCUCUCUUGUCCCUCCGGCUAUGCCUUGGUCAGACGUCACUCUGCCUGUGCCAUGGACUUCUGAGCUGUCUGCUGCACUCCGUCUCUCCACCCCUUCGGGUCUGUCUGGUUCCACCUUCCCUCCAGCUCCAUUUCAGUCCUCUAGCACCCUGGCUCCACCUUUGACACUUGUCACUGCGGCUCCGCCUCUGCCUACAGGACCAUCGGUGUCGCCCGAUCCCAUCUGCUCUCUGUCAUUGCCUUGGGCUCCACUUCCAUCAACUCCGUCCAUUGUCAUCUGGUGUCAACAGCCAAGCCUCCACCAUGGCUCCUCCCUCCCCUAACUCUGCCAUGGGCUAUCGUCGUGGUUGUUAUCUGGGUCCCAGUCUGGCUGUUCUUGCUCCUGGCUCCUCUCACCAUCAUCACCGCCCUGGUCUCUCCUGCCGCUAGCGCCACUCAUUUCUUGUCUUUCAUCUGCUCCACAUCCCCCUCCAAAUCCCCUUCCAAAUCCCCUACCCUCCCUCCUCAGUUGGACUGUUAUAGCAUAAGGACACGCCUUUCCAGAGGGGGGUGUACUGUCACAUGUGUGCUCUGUUUUUUUAGUUUCUGUGUUCCCAAAUUCCUUAGUUCCUUAGUUAGUCUCCUAGGUUGUUAAUUAGUUCAUCACACCUGUUUCUGUUCUCCCUGAUUACUCGACAUGUAUUUAAACCCUGAGCUUUUCAUUUGUUCCCUGUCUGGUAUUGUCAACGUCUUCAUUAAUGUGGUUGGGUUUAUUCUCCUGAGAUCUCCUGAGUUUUCCAUUGUGGAUUUAUUAAAGACUCGUUUGUUUCCA
Molecule: messenger RNA, 4772 nt
Organism: Megalobrama amblycephala (Wuchang bream)
Lineage: Eukaryota; Metazoa; Chordata; Actinopteri; Cypriniformes; Xenocyprididae
Gene: ca14
Product: carbonic anhydrase XIV
Exons: 12
Coding region: 555-1679 (374 amino acids)
Cellular component (GO): plasma membrane
Molecular function (GO): zinc ion binding; carbonate dehydratase activity
Source: RefSeq, a predicted model, not a curated record